AUGGACUCGAUUGCCAUCGUGGGGUACUCAUUCAAGCUCCCCGGGGGGUGCGAGGAUGACACGAGCUUCUGGGACAUGCUGGAGCAUGGCAGAAAUGUCAUGACGCCGUGGCCGAAGUCGCGAAGCAAUCUCGACGCGUUCUACGACCCGGCGUCUAGGAAAAAGAACACUUUGCAAUCCAGGGGAGCCCACUUCGUCAAAGAGGACUCUGCUGCUUUUGAUGCCAGUUUCUUCUCCAUAUCUUCGAAAGAGGCCGCCUCUAUGGACCCGCAGCAGCGGUGGUUGUUGGAAGAGUCGUAUCGGGCCUUUGAGAACGCUGGAAUGCCGGUGGAAAAGAUAGCGGGCAGCGAGACCGCAGUGUUUGUAGCAUCCAUGGCUGACGACUACAUGAGAAUGUUGACCAAGGAUCCUGACGAAGCACCGACCAACACUGCCACUGGCACAGCACCAUCAAUCUUGGCAAACAGACUGAGCUGGUAUUUUGAUUUGAAGGGCCCAAGUCUGCAACUGAAUACGGCCUGCUCGUCCAGCAUGAUUGCCGUGGAUCUCGCGUGCCAGUCACUGCACAAUGGGCAGAGCUCGAUGGCUCUGGUUGCGGGGGCAAAUGUUCUGUUGAAUCCCGAGAGCUCCCUUUAUCUGUCCAACAUGAACUUCUUAUCCCCUGAUGGCCUUUGUUAUAGCUUCGAUCAGCGAGCGAACGGCUAUUCGAGGGGCGAGGGCGUCGUGGUCCUUCUCCUGAAGAAGCUCCCCGACGCUAUCAGAGAUGGCGACAUGAUUCGUGCGGUUAUCCGCGCCACUGGCUCGAACCAAGACGGCCAUACCCCUGGACUGACACAGCCGAGUGCCUCCGCUCAGGAGGAGCUCAUUCGAAAAGUGUACGAAAAUGAGAACUUGGAUUUCGAGUCGACGCGUUACGUUGAGGCCCACGGCACGGGGACCCAAAUCGGAGACUCAACGGAGAUGAAGGCACUCGGUCGUGUCUUCCGCAGUGCUCGCUCGGAGAGUGAGCCGCUCUAUGUUGGCUCCGUAAAAGCCAACAUCGGCCAUCUCGAAGGAGGAAGCGGCCUAGCUGGUAUUAUGAAGGGCAUAGUGGUCCUUGAGAAAGGGCUCAUUCCGCCCAAUGCCCUAUUCGAAAAGCUGAAUCCACAGAUCAACUCCAAGCUCUAUCGCGUCAAGGUUCCUACAGCAUGUAUUCCGUGGCCUGGCAAUCGAUUGCGCCGCAUGUCUUUGAAUUCCUUCGGCUUUGGCGGGUCUAAUGGACACGUCGUCAUGGAUGAUGCGUACCACACUCUCGAAGCUCUGGCGCUCCGAGGCAACCAUCACACCUUGGUUCUGUCACCCGAAGCGUCCGCGGCCAGUGACAACGCCACGAAGAGACACCUUGUCAACAGAUUCUGCCAUAAUGGCACCGGGAUCAGGUACACGAAUGGAACAGGCUGCGUCAGUCAUGUUGCCGAUAACCAUGAUGAUAAAUCCGACUCACUGGCUUUACGUCACGACGCCAGCUUUGUGAAUGGAAGCAUUCACGGAAAACCCAACGGAACCGUCACUAAUAAUGCACACGGAGCCGUCAAUGGCCAUGACGAAGAAGCCGACCGCUCAGAGCCUGCUAAAUUCAAGCUCCUGGUGUGGUCCGCAAAAGACAAAUCCGCGGUGCAGCGUCUUCUCCAACAAUACGCAACGUACGCCGAAUCUCAACUCACCGGCCCCCAAGAGACGCUGGAGAAGCUUUCCUUCACUCUUGCCGCUCGACGGAUGCGUUCAUCUCGGCAAACGGCGCUCUCGUUCGUGUUCACUGGUCAGGGUGCCCAGUAUGCGGGAAUGGGAGUCUUCACUCAACUUGGCGCCGACUGGUCGUUGUUCGCGGAGAUACAGAGCAAGCAGAACAUCAAUAAGCCUCAGUUCAGCCAGCCAAUCUGUACGGCUCUCCAGAUAGCACUGAUAGCGCUGCUUGAGAGCUUCCACAUUGUGCCAUCCGCCGUCGUUGGACAUUCGUCUGGAGAGAUCGCUGCGGCAUACUGUGUCGGAGGCCUCUCGCUCGAGUCGGCAUGCAAAGUGGCAUACCGCCGCGGCCGGCUGACUGGUGAUUUGGUCAAAUCAACCGAAGUCCCCGGAGCAAUGAUGUCUGUGAACAUCCGAGAAGGGGACGUUGAGGCGUACCUGAGCCGGUUUCCUCUCAAUGCAGCCGUACACGUUGCCUGUGUUAACAGCCCGUUCAAUGUCACUCUUUCGGGAGACGAAUCCGACAUUGACACUCUGAAGAAGCACUUGGAUGACGACGGUGCGUUUGCUCAGAAGCUCACCACAGGAGUGGCGUAUCAUUCUCCUGCCAUGCGGCGGAUAUCUGGGGAAUAUCUCUCCUGCCUGGGUCAGCUGGAAGAAGGAGACGGUGAGCGCAACAGCAUCCUCUUGGUAUCCUCCGUCACGGGGCAAAGAGAGGCCCCGAAGGCAAUGGCGAGUGGACAAUAUUGGGUCGACAAUAUGGUAUCGCCCGUCAGAUUUGCGGAUGCUAUCCAAUACUUAGCUGCUGUGGCACCCAAGGCAGACGGCCUCAAAACGGUGUCUGACUUUAUCGAAGUCGGUCCACACGGAGCUCUGAGACGGCCGGUGAACGAUACGCUGGUCCAUAUAGGCAACAAUAAAGCCUCGAGAUAUGCGGCUCUUUUGUCAAAACUCGUCUCACCGGUCAAGUCUAUCAUGACGAUCGCCGGCCAGCUUUUCUCGCAAGGCUUUCCCGUAUCCGUCGUCGCUGUCAACAAACAGGAGUGUGGUCAACACGGGGCUCCAUUCGCAGUCGAUGCUCCCCCGUAUCCGUUCGAUCAUUCUCAGCUCUACUGGGCAGCAGACUGGAAUCCUCUCGAGCCAAGGUGGCGCAAGAUCUUGAGCGCGGAAGAAAUUCCGUGGCUGGCGGACCAUGUCGUUGGGCAAACGAUAUUCUUCCCUGCGGCGGGUAGCUUGGUCAUGGCCCUAGAAGCCGUUAACCAAGCGGACGAUGGGCCAAAAACAAUCUCUGCGUACUGCAUCAAAGAUGCGGUCUUCAAGACUCCUAUAGUUAUCCCUGUCGAGGGUAAGACCGAGGUGGUGACGCAGCUGCGCCGACUCCAGCAGUCACACGCAAAGUCUUCUCCUCGCUGCGAGGUUCGCUUGUUCACCAACAGCGACGAUUGUUGGAGCGAAUGCUUCAGCGCCAUUGUCCACGUUGAGUAUGAAGAGACUCCCACAGAAGUCGACGGAGGACGUGAGGCGCGUCUUGCCGCCGAAGAUCUCUCGCACUUUUAUGCCUGGCAUGAAGAACAGGGUCUCAAGUACGGCGAGGCUUUUGCAUUGGCAGACGAAAUCCACUGGGAUGGCGGAGAGCUCGGGGUCGCCUCGGUCCAUGUUGGCCCUCCCACGCUGCCAUUCGAGGGUAUCGUUCAUCCCGCGGUGCUUGAUGCUUCUUGCCAAGUCUGCUUUGUGGCACCGUCGGGGGGGAUGUCAAAGACUCUCCCGACCAUCAUCCCCCAUAGGAUCUCCCAAGCUUGGGUCUCGGCCAAGGGGUGGCAGUAUCCGGAAACUAGCCACAUCCGAACAAUGACAAAGUCGCGGCUCAAGUCCAAUUCAUCCGGCAUCGACUCAUCCUUUAUCGUCGUGGCUGACAGCGGGUCGCCGCUCUGCCACAUGGAGCACCUGGACAUGCUGCCUGUUCAGGGUAGACCUGAGACGGCUGUCAGUGGCGGGAGGAGGUUGCUUCACGGCAUCGACUGGAAACCUCACUUGUCGCUGCUAAGUCGUGACCAGCUACAGGAGCAUUGCGACGUUGAUGCGUUGCCCGACGAUGAGACGGCCGCAGCCAACUACUGCAUUAGGCUCAAGAAGGCCUUAAUCGCCGUCGUACAGCAUGAGAUGACGAAGUUGCAAGAAACUGAUUGGACAAGAGCACCGAGCCAUAUGAGAAAAUUCGUCUCCUGGAUGGAAAGAGAGCUCGAAAGAAACCCGAUUGCAGAUGAAGACGAAAUGAGCAGGGAAGCUUUGACGAACGAGCUCAACCAUCUCCGCGAGAUGCGACCAUCUGCGAGAAUGUUUAUCGAGAUUGCAGAGAACCUAGUGUCCAUCGUCCGAGGCGAAAUUGACGUUGUAGCAUUCCUUUUCUCAACCCCCUUGGCUCAGGAUCUUUACGACACGCUAUUCGAGCGCAUGAACAACCAUAAACUUGAGUCAUAUGUGCAGUUGUCGGCACAUCAAAACCCCAGUCAAAGAAUUCUCGAGGUCGGAUCUGGCACAGGCGGCAUGACCAGCGUUCUUCUGUCGUAUCUCUGGCGGAUUGAGGAUCGCACAGGCGGAAUUGCGUUCUCCGAGUAUGUCUACACGGACAUCUCGACCGGCUUCUUUGAGAAAGCCCGAGAGCGAUUUGCGGAACAUCAGGAUCGCAUGACUUUCAAGCCUCUCGAUCUCGAAAAAGACAUCAUUGCUCAAGGCUACGAGGCAGGAAGCUACGAUGUGAUUUUCGCGGGGAGUGUGCUCCAUGCUACCAAGAACCUGAACGCCACCCUCCAGAACCUCCGCUGCGUCUUGAGGCCCGGCGGCCGCUUGGUUUUCCACGAGACAACGGCACCGGACUGUUUUGUCAUCUGCUUCGGCUUCGGGCCCUUGACGGGCUGGUGGUACAGCGAGGAAGACUUCCGCACUUGGGCCCCAACCAUCACCUUGCCCGAGUGGGACAGGGUGUUGAGGGAGAACGGCUUUUCUGGAAACGACAUGGUUAUCAGAGACUAUGAGAACGACGACGCGCACUGGGCCAGCAUAAUUGUCUCUACGCUUGAGUACACGCCAGAGCUUGGCGCUGAGGCGCCCAAGACACUUCUUGUUGUCGAUGACAAGGACGAGUAUCAGUUAGCUGUGGCGGCGUCUCUGUCGGCGGCUUUGGCCGACAAACUAGUUCACCAACCCGAGACCCUGUCCCUCGAGAACUUGGAGAAAAGGCACUUGUCCUCGGUCGACUUCGUUUUGUUCCUGGCUGAGAUGGGCCAGUCAUGCUUGGUCGACAUCUCCGAAACCAACUUCGCGGCCAUGCAGACUUGCGUCAACGUCUCCAAGAACCUGCUGUGGGUGACAUCGCCGAAAAGGGGCAGCUUCGAUAGCACAACCGCGCCUCCCUACGGCGGACUCAAGGAUGGCUUUCUCCGCACACUUCGCUCAGAGCAUCUCGAGAAGCGUAUCGUUUCCUUGUCGUUUGAAGGAGGGUCGUUGGCCGCGUCAACCGCCGCCGACCAAAUCGUCAAGAUCCUCAAGUCGGCAUUCGGGGCCGCAUCGCCAGAGGAUGAAUACGUCAUUCUGGACGGGAAAGUCUUGACCGGCAGGCUCGUCCAGGAGACGGACAUGAACCGGGACAUGAGCUCGUCGCUCGUUCCCCAGGCGCGACUGGAGCCUUGGCUGCCCGGGCCUCCCCUCAAGGUUGAGACGGAAAGCCGCGGGUCGCUUGAAACGCUGCAGUAUGUGGAAGAUGUCGUCUACUACGAGCCGUUGGGCCCGGAAGAAGUCGAGAUCGAAGCCAAGGCCUGGGGAGUCAACUUCCGCGACGUGUUUCUGGCCCUAGGACGCCUGGACGAGGAGGGCUUCGGGUCAGACUGCGCCGGCAUCGUGACCAAGGUUGGGUCUCAAUGCACCUCUGUCAAAGCCGGAGACCGUGUCGUCAUGGGCGCGGUCGGCUGCAUGCGCAUGUUCCCUCGCGGGGAGGAAAGCGCAGUUUGCAAAAUCCCAGAGUCUGUCUCGUUCGAGGAGGCCUGUGGCAUCCUGAAUUCCGGCAUCACUGCGUGGCACUCCCUCGUCGAAGUCGCCCGCCUGCAAAAGGGCGAGAGGAUACUCAUCCACGCGGCAUCGGGAGCCACUGGGCAGCUCGCGAUUCAGAUCGCCCAGAUGAUCGGGGCGGAAGUGUUUGCCACCGUAGGAUUCAACCACAAAAGGCAGCUUCUCAUGGACCAAUACGGAAUUCCAGAGGACCACAUCCUAUACAGCCGCGAUACUAGCUUUGCCAAGGGCGUAAUGAGAGUCACUAGGGGCUAUGGCGUGGACGUGGUGCUGAAUUCCCUGGUAGGGGAGGGCUUGUUCGCGUCGCUGAAGUGUGUCGCUCCUCACGGACGAUUUAUCGAGAUCGGAAAGGCCGACAUCAAUGCGAACUCCUCCUUGCCCAUGGCGUUCUUCGCCAACAACGUCACCUUCUCGGCUGUCGAUCUACGCUACGUGGCCCUGCACAACAAGGACAUGGGACGACGGCUGUUGCUUAAGACAAUGGAGUUGGCCGAAGAAGGCCAAAUUUACUGUCCCAAACCGCUGCACAUCUACGGGCUGGAUACACUGCAGGAAGGGUUCCGCUAUCUUCAGAGCGGCAAGAAUACUGGCCGAAUCGUCAUCAGGAUCGACCCCUGCACCACGGUUGAGAAACGUCUCAUCAACCGCAGAGCCUGGACUUUCGAUGAGCAUGCCACCUAUCUCAUAGCUGGCGGCCUUGGCGGUCUCGGGCGCUCGAUGAUGAAAUGGAUGGCUCAGAAGGGUGCGAAGCACCUCGUUGUCCCCACGCGGUCUGGGAUUGCUUCCCAAGAAGCUGCCGAUGUGGUCGAUGAGCUCGGCAAACAGGGCGUCAGGGUGUUGACACCGACUUGUGACGUCUCUUCAGCGCAGUGUCUUGCCGAAGCGCUUGAGAAUUGCAACGCCACGAUGCCGCCGAUUCGCGGGUGUAUCAACGCUGCCAUGGUCCUCCAGGACUCGGUGUUCGAAAACAUGACGCACGCACAGUGGCGACAGACCAUCCGGUCCAAAGUCGACUCCUCUCUACAUCUUCACGACCUCCUUGGCGACGGCCUGGACUUCUUUAUUCUCCUGUCUUCGGCCGCUGGCAUCGUUGGUAAUGUCAGCCAGUCCAACUAUGCGGCUGGCUGCACAUUCCAAGACGCAUUAGCUCGACACCGCGUCGCCCGGGGUCAGCACGCCGUAUCUAUUGAUUUAGGUUUGAUGCGUACGAUUGGCAUCGUUGCUGAAAGUGAGAAGUUGCGCAAGAACUUUGAGGGAUCGCGGAGCCUUGCCAAAAUCGAGGAGGAUGAGUUCCUGACCGUGCUGGACAUUUGCUGUAGUCCUACGGGCCGUCCCGUGGGCGAGGCUCUGAGAAGCCAAGUCACCGUAGGCCUCGUCACCCCUGCGGAUCUCCUUCAAAUCGAGAUGGAACCAGACGAGACGUUGCAGCGGCCCCUUUUCGCAUACUUCAGCCGCCUACGCGGCGUCUCCUCUGGUUCCAGCUCAACCAACGCCAUCGACUUCGCAGCCUUGUUUCAUCAGGCCGAAUCAGCCGAGGAACGGGCCACUAUCGUCACGGAUGCACUGGCGACGAAACUGGCGCGGUCGCUCUCGAUGCAGCCGCAGGACAUCGAUGUAGACCAGCCCAACCAUAACUACGGCGUAGACUCGCUGGUAGCGGUGGAACUACGCAACUGGAUUGCCAAGAACUUUGCGGCAAAUAUGUCUGUCUUUGAGAUUACGGGUGGAAAAUCAGUGGCAGCGCUCGCAGAGUUGGUGACAAGGAAGAGUCAGAUUCCAUCUAAGAAGAGAAGUAACGAGGAAUGA
Hirsutella rhossiliensis is the source of this 7590-nucleotide messenger RNA. RefSeq names its product KR domain-containing protein. Lineage: Eukaryota; Fungi; Ascomycota; Sordariomycetes; Hypocreales; Ophiocordycipitaceae. The transcript is spliced from 13 exons. Gene Ontology annotation, biological process: secondary metabolite biosynthetic process; fatty acid biosynthetic process. Gene Ontology annotation, molecular function: 3-oxoacyl-[acyl-carrier-protein] synthase activity; fatty acid synthase activity; oxidoreductase activity. The coding region runs from base 1 to 7590 and encodes 2529 amino acids. The record is from RefSeq and is a predicted model, not a curated record.